This is a messenger RNA of Octodon degus (degu), 2745 nucleotides long. RefSeq names its product zinc finger protein 431-like. The transcript is spliced from 4 exons. Lineage: Eukaryota; Metazoa; Chordata; Mammalia; Rodentia; Octodontidae. The coding region runs from base 165 to 2321 and encodes 718 amino acids. The record is from RefSeq and is a predicted model, not a curated record. Gene Ontology annotation, biological process: negative regulation of transcription by RNA polymerase II. Gene Ontology annotation, molecular function: DNA-binding transcription repressor activity, RNA polymerase II-specific.
UGUCUCAGGCGCGGUUGGCUUUGUUUCCGGGCUGCAAAGUCCGGACCUACGGCUCAGGCAGGGACUUCACCUAGCUGGGUUAGCAGCUGGCAGCUAAGAUUUCUGCGGGUACAGGCCGCGUGGGAAGCACCGGGGAUACCCUCCAGCCACGCAAUGGUGACGUUAUGGCAAAGGAGGCAGUGACCUUUGAGGAUGUGGCUGUGAGCUUCACCUUGGAGGAGUGGGCUUUGCUGGAUCCAUCCCAGAAGAAGCUCUACAGAGAUGUGAUGUGGGAAACCUUUAGGAAUCUGGCUGAUAUAGGAAAAAACUGGGAUGACCAUCAAGUUGAAGAUGAGUAUAAAAAUUACAGGAAAAUUGCAAGAAAUGCAGAGGAUUAUAAAUGCUGUCAAUAUAAAUUAUGGUGUCAACAUGCAAAAAUACUUUUUAUGACUCCUGAUACAAAUAUGCAUAUGAAACUGCUUGGUACAAAACCCAGUGAAAGCCUUGCAUGUGGGAAGUCUCAUUCAUUACCACCCAUGCCCAUCACACAUAACACUGGACUCAAAUCAUAUGAGCUCCAUGGAUCUGAACAGAAGUUGUCUACCUGUAGUAGACUUGGGCAAACCACCACUGACUUGCAGUUCUUUCAGAAAAACACAAAGACAAAUCCUGAAGAAAAGCCAUAUGAAUGUAAGAAAUGUGGGAAGUCCUACUCUGAAUACAGUGAAGAAAAUAAUGCUGAAGAGAAAUCCUUUAUGCAGGAUCAAGAGGAGAGAUCCUUUAGUACGCCCAACUGUGAUCAAAUCCAGGAAAGAAAUCAUGGUAGGGUGAACAUUUGUAUAUGUGUACAAUGUGGCAAAGAUUUGAACUCUUACCAUGGUAAUCAGAAACAUGAAAGAGCAAACACUGGAUCAAAAUCCUGCGUAUAUCAGCACUGUGGGAAAUCCUUAAAUUAUGGCACAUUGUUUGGCAAUCAUGAAAUAAGUCACAUUGGGGAACAAUCCUAUAUAUGUAAGCAAUGUGGGAAAACUUUCAGCAAACAGAGUCUUUGUCAAAGACAUGAACAAACUCACCUUGAGGAGAAAACUUAUGUUUGUAAACAGUGCAAGAAAGCCUUCAGCACACAGAGUCAUUGUCAGAGACAUGAACUAAUUCAUACUGGGGAGAAACCCUAUAUAUGUAAGCAAUGUGGGAAAGCUUUCAGCACACAUAGUUCUUGUCAAAGACAUGAAAGGACACACACUGGAGAGAAACCAUACAUAUGUAAGCAAUGUGGAAAAGCUUUUGGCACACGCAGUGUAUACAAAAUACAUGAGAGGACUCACACUGGGGAGAAACCUUAUGCUUGUAAACAGUGUGGGAAAGCUUUCAUCAGGCACAGUGAACUGAAAAUACAUGAAAGAAUUCACACGGGAGAGAAACCUUAUGUAUGUAACCAGUGUCAGAAAGGGUUCAGCACACAGAGUCGUUGUCAAAGACAUGAACAAAUUCACAAUGUAGAGAAACCUUAUGUAUGUAAGCAAUGUGGGAAAGCUUUCAGGACACAAAGUCACUGUAAAACUCAUGAAAGGACCCACACUGGGGAGAAACCUUAUGAAUGUAAACAAUGUGGUAAAGCUUUCAGGACACAGAGUCUUUAUAAAAUACAUGAACGAACUCACUCUGGAGAGAAACCCUAUGUAUGUAAGCAAUGUGGGAAAGCUUUCAGCACACACAAGAACUGUCAAAGACAUGCAAAGACUCAUACUGGGGAGAAACCUUAUGUUUGUAAUCAAUGUGGGAAAGCUUUCAGCAGGCACAGUGAAUGUAAAAUACAUGAAAGAAUUCACACAGGGGAGAAACCCUAUGUAUGUAAGCAAUGCGGGAAAGCUUUCAGCACACACAGAUAUUGUCAAGAACAUGAAAGGACUCACUCUUGGGAGAAACCCUACAUAUGUAAGCAAUGUGGGAAAGCUUUCAGUACACACACUUAUUGUCAAAGACAUGCACAAACUCACACUGGUGGUAAACCAUAUGUGUGUAAGCAAUGUGGGAAAGCUUUCAGGACACAAAGCCUUUAUAAAAUACAUGAACGAACUCACACUGGAGAGAAACCCUACACAUGUAAGCAAUGUGGGAAAGCUUUCAGGACACAUAGUCAUUGUAAAACUCAUGAAAGGACCCAUACUGGGGAGAAACAAUACAUAUGUAGCCAAUGUGGGAAAGCUUUUAGCAGGCACAGCGAAUGUAAAAUACAUGAAAGGAUUCACACUGGGGAGAAACCUUAUGCAUGUAAAAAAUGUGGGAAAGCUUUUACCAGACAUAGUCAUUGUCAAAAACAUGAAAGGAAUCACACAGUGUAGAAACCUGUAUGUGUAAGCUUUAUAAAAAAGCCUUGUGUUACAUUCAUAAUCAUUGUAGGUAUGAAAAUAUUUAAGAGAAAUGAUUAACUCUGAAUAGAUAGAGUGACUUACAUGUCUGAAAGAAUUUAUAGGACAGAGAAUCAGAUCAUAUGUGAACAAUGUGAGAAAUGUUUUAUUCUUCUAAGAACAUUCAAGUUCAUGAAAAUUCACAUGAGACAGAAGCCAGAUAUAUGCAAUAUAUAUGGGAAACACUCCCAUUUCUCCACUUGCAUUGAAAAUCAUGAAAGCUUCUCCACUAAAGAGAAAGCCAUUAUAAAUAAUGUGUGAAAACAUUUUAUGAUUCUCAUCAGAAAAAAAGACACAAACUGAAAUAAGAUUAACUAUAAAUGUAGAAUAUGUGGAAGCUUGGAAUCAGAGUGUCAAG